AUGUACAGCCGUCAAACAACACCCCCGACUGCUCCCUUCAACUACAUCCCGGGCAGCGUCGGCUCGGACGUCACAUACUACUCCCAGGCCUCAUCGCCGGAACCUCACAUCUCUGGGCCUACUCCCCCACGGUCACCAGUUCGCCAAUAUGGACCUAUUCUUCUCCCCAAGGUCCGUAUGCAAGAUCAGGUUGCCGAGCCCACCAGUGGUCCCAUCAGACAUCGCAGGACGACGUCUACUUCUUCCAGUAUCGGCUAUGCCUACAGCCCAUACUCACGGCCAGCCUCGAUGGCGCGCCGUGGAUCCAGUCCUUUCAACCAUAACAUGCACAACGUUCACAGCCAGUUGACUUCUCCUGUGUCAACUGCUUCCUCAUACGACUUCAACCUCUCUACCCUCAACUCUCCCAUCACAUUCGCACAGCAGCCUGAGCUUCCUCGUCGAUCCUCAUACAUCGGAUCGCAAUCUCGCUCCACUUCAGCUAGCCGAGCCCGCCAUGAUCGCUCCGCCUCUGCUGGAAGUGUUGAUGAGCAGGUCAUCAGCCGGUACGGCUUCCCCACCUACCGCAACAUGCCCAGCUAUGUCACUGCUUCAAGUGCGCCUCAGUCGAACUUGAGCCUCGUUACUUCCCUUCCUUCUUCCUACUCCUCGGUUCAGGACAUGCCUAGCUUCACCUCCACCUGCUCGCAAGACUUCACUAUUCCAGAGUUCGAGGCUGCUCCAGCUGUGCAGUACCCCUCCUUCACCGAAGUCAGCUUCGACAGCUUCCAGCAAGUCCCUGCUACGUCGUCUUUGGUUGAGUAUCUCUCUUCUGCCAACCCCUCCCCAUCUCUUGUUCGCCGCGUCACUAGCGCACCACGCGGCAUCAACAACCACUUCUGGUGGGACAUCCGCAACCUUCGCAGCUGGGAGGACUUCAACAUCACCACCAUCAAGUCCAUCCCCUCGGUGCUUCCUCUUCUUGAGGUGCCUGUUCCAGCCAACUACCUUCCCCAGCCUUGCCGUCAGAACCUGCAGCCAGAGAACGAGUCCGCGCUCCAAGACAUCUGCACCAACUACUACGCCAACAAGGUCAACGCCGCUCUCAAGGUCGCUCAGGGCAACUCACACAUGGUCAUGCGCUCCAUCAAGCCCGUCGCCGGCCAACGCACGCAACCAGAGUUUGUCUCCAACUACCCCUCCGACUAUGAGAAGACUCUCUUCGGCGACAGCCGUGGCCGCGUCGUCGGUCUCGUCAAGUGCUACGACCAAUGGAACACCGGCAUGCGCAGCGAGUCACCACCUAAGCAAGUCCUCUACCUCCAAGGUCUCGCUCACCUCCACCGCGUGAUGCGCGAGCACGGUUGCCGCUACGGCUUCAUCAUGACCGAAAUCGAGCUCCUCUGCGUCCGCUGCGGCGGCCCAUCCUCCUUCUCCACCCCCGACCCCACAACCGUCAACGCCCAAGCCGGCGUCCCCAUCUACGGUUACCUUGAAACUUCCGCCCCUAUCCGUCUCUCCACAUCCGGUUCCCACCCUGAGACCGGCGACAUCCAACUCACCGCCGCCCUUGCUCUCUGGUACCUCCACAUGCUCGCCAAGGAGAACCCCUUCGAGGGCAUGGGUACCUGGCGCAUGGACGUCGGCGGCCCUGCGGCGCUGACGAGGCAAAACUACCUUGAGAAGGAUGCCUGGAUUCCUAAGCCGCAGCUUGGCGAGAAGAGGGAGGCUAAGAGGGUGCGGGGAUGGGUAUUCCCUGAUGAGCCGCUCAGCAAGAGGGAGUGUGGUAAGGGCAAGAGGGGUAAGAGUAUUGGUUAA
This is a messenger RNA of Alternaria incomplexa, 1797 nucleotides long. RefSeq lists its product as uncharacterized. Lineage: Eukaryota; Fungi; Ascomycota; Dothideomycetes; Pleosporales; Pleosporaceae. The coding region runs from base 1 to 1797 and encodes 598 amino acids. The transcript has a single exon. The record is from RefSeq and is a predicted model, not a curated record.